This is a messenger RNA of Emiliania huxleyi CCMP1516, 1065 nucleotides long. RefSeq lists its product as hypothetical. The transcript is spliced from 8 exons. The record is from RefSeq and is a predicted model, not a curated record. Bases 1 to 1014 code for a protein of 337 amino acids. Lineage: Eukaryota; Haptophyta; Isochrysidales; Noelaerhabdaceae.
AUGUUGCCGAUUCUGUCGCUCUCCCUGAGUCUCUCCGCCGCAUCGCCUCCCACCACUACCUUCCCCGCCGCCUCGCGAUUCAACUUCCGUGGAAGCGACUGCGCCUACUACGUCGCUGGCUCCGGUCCUCCCGUUGUGCUGCUGCACGGUUUCGCCGGCUCGGCGUACAACUGCUGGCGGAGCACCGUCCCGGCGCUCGCAGCGACGCACACUGUCUACGGAAUCGACCUCUUGGGCCUCGGCGCGAGCGCUCAGCCGGUCGUCGAGUACUCCAUCGACCUCUGGCGCGAGCAGUGCGCCGCCUUUGUGCGAGAGAGGCUGGGAGGUGAGGCCCCUGUCAUCAUCGGCCACUCCUUCGGCUCGCUCAUCGCCCUCGAGCUCGCGCGUACCCUCGCCGCCCAGGGCACGCCUGCCCGCGCGGUGGGCAUGAUGAACUGCGGCGUCGGAAUGAACAACAAGAACGCGCUCAAGGUGGAGGCGUGGCGCGCGGAGCAGGCGGCGAAGGGCGUGGAGGUGGAGCGGGCGGCGCCCGGCUGGCAGCUGGCCAUCUUCGGCGCGGUCCUCUCGCUCGUCGACCUGAUCUUCAACCAGAGGUGGCUGCUCGCCGCGAUCCUCGACAGGUUCGCCACCGCCGAGACCGUGCGCGGCGCCUUGGAGGGCAGCGUGUACGUCAACUCAGAACGCGUGGACGACGAGCUUGUGCAGGACUACCUCUCGCUCGCGAGGGACAAGGCCGCCGCGGUCGAGGUCCUCCGGCAGAUCUACACCAACGACGGCGGCCCCCUCCCCUUCCCCGCCGCCGACGCGCUGGGGGACGACUUUCCGAUCCUCGCCGUCUGGGGUGACCAGGACAAGCUCGCUCCGAUGACGGGCCCAGUCGGGAAGUACUUCCGUGAGCGGUCGGCGCGGCUGCCGGCCACGCGCUUCGAGGAGGUCGUCGCCGGGCACGUGCCGCAAGACGACGUCCCCGACGUGACCAACCGGAUCCUGUGUGAGUGGAUCGCGUCCACCUGAGAGAGUCCUUUUUGACAUCCAUUCUCUGUAGUCUAAUGACUAAUCUUUAAA